AGAUUAUGAUUUAUAUGGAUCGAUGAUCUUAAAAUAAAUGAACCAAAAACAUUUUUAAUUUAUUAUCAAAUAAGAAUAUGACUCCAGGAAAAAGGAGUCUUGAGAUAGAAAAAUAAAAUUCAAUCAUAUUUUUGGAGGAAGCAAAAAAAAGUAAAGUUUAUUAUAAUAUUUACACAAUUCAAGGAAAUAGAGCAAAAGGAUAUUAUCAUAUUUAUCAAAGACGGUUGAAAGCUUAAAAUUUAUAUGGAAUAAUGUUUCCUUUCGUUAGUAUAAUGAUUGUUGCCGAGUUCAUAGUAUUCUUAUAAAGACGGGACAUGUGGUAAAAAUUCAAUUUAAAAGAAUUUAAGAUUAAUUAAUAAAUAAUUUUAUGGUAACUUUUGAUGUUGAUGAUAUUAAUAAAUCCAUUAAAUUUUAUCAUUAAAUUAGUAUGUAGUUAUUUUUGAUCUCUUGUAUACAGUGAUGAAUUAGAUUUUUGAAUGAUAUUUAAUUAUAGAAAUGGAGUUACGGCAGUUUUUUAAAUGGGUAAGAUGGAAAAUAAUUUUAGA
Messenger RNA from Paramecium pentaurelia, 545 nucleotides. The record is from the annotation of a GenBank genome assembly. NCBI's taxonomy places the organism in Eukaryota, Ciliophora, Oligohymenophorea, Peniculida, Parameciidae.